Messenger RNA from Vigna unguiculata (cowpea), 921 nucleotides. Its product is annotated as miraculin pseudogene. The record is from RefSeq and is a predicted model, not a curated record. Lineage: Eukaryota; Viridiplantae; Streptophyta; Magnoliopsida; Fabales; Fabaceae.
CAACCACAGCAUUGUGAACUACACAACUUUUUAAGAAAAUUGAAUCUUUAUAGGCCAAUUGUAUGAGAAGAAAACCAUGACUUUGGUGCACAUGGGUACAUAUAGAUUCCAUCCCCUGCUUAUAUAAAUGUACAUCACCCCCUUCUUCCAUAUCCAUCUCACAAGAGUUCCAAGAACAAUAGAAAUUAAACACAGAAAAAUGAAGAUGACAUUGGUAGCAUUGGUCCUAGUGGUUGCCUUGAGCACAAAGGCACUACUAGGGGAAGCAGGUCCUGCACCAGACCAAGUUGUGGACAAAUCAGGGAAGAAGGUGCGAGCUGGUGACUAUUACUACAUUGUUCCAGCAUCCUCUGACGUAGGUGGCCUUAAUCUCUCAACCACAGGUCAAGAUUGCCCUCUUGAUCUUGUAGUUGUUGAUGGUUACCAAGGCCUGCAAUUUAUGUUUCUACCUGUUAAUGAGAAGAAAGGUGUUAUUCGCGUUUCCACUGAUCUCAACAUUUUAUUCGCCACCUACACAGCUUGUCCAGAUUCCACUGUGUGGAAGCUUAAGGACUAUGAUUAUUCAUCAUCACAUUGGUUUGUCACAACUGGUGGCGCUUUGGGCAAUCCUGGCCCUCAAACCAUCGAAAGUUGGUUCAAGAUUGAGAAGUACGAGGAUGCUUACAAGAUGGUUUAUUGUCCAAGUGUGUGCAAUUAUUGCAAUUAUCCAUGCAGUGAUCUUGGGAUAUAUCAGGACCAAUAUGGCAAGCGUUUGGCUCUAACUUCUGAACCAUACAAAGUGCAGUUCCAGAAGGCUCAAUAAACAUUGAAAUCCAAAUCUUAAGAAGUGUAAUGCACCACUUGCACUUUUCAAACAAUAUUAUUCUCAAGUUGAGUUCCAUGUACUGAACUAUACAUUAUGAAUAAACAAGGUGUCUUCUA